Mastomys coucha (southern multimammate mouse) is the source of this 985-nucleotide messenger RNA. It is a transcript of the gene Dynlt4, whose product is annotated as Tctex1 domain containing 4. Gene Ontology annotation, biological process: microtubule-based movement. Gene Ontology annotation, cellular component: cytoplasm; cytoplasmic dynein complex. Gene Ontology annotation, molecular function: dynein intermediate chain binding. The coding region runs from base 237 to 896 and encodes 219 amino acids. The transcript has 4 exons. Lineage: Eukaryota; Metazoa; Chordata; Mammalia; Rodentia; Muridae. The record is from RefSeq and is a predicted model, not a curated record.
AGUGAGGACUGUGGGGCCAGCAGAGCUUGGAGGCCAAAGGCUGCAGAUGCAGCCGGCCGAGGGGGAGAAAAGUCCCACCAUACACAGAGCAGGGAAGAUGAUUAAGUUCUAUACUUCUGAGGCCACAGAGAUCUGUGGGAGUGAUGGAGUUGGCUCUUAACCGGCUCUAAGCACCUAGUAGUAGCCACACAGCCCCAAUCUGACCUACUUGUUUCAAACAUACAGCAGGAAACCCCAUGGCUUGCAGGACCCUGCCAUCCAGACGCCAGGAGGAGGAGACUAACAAAGACCUGGCUCUGAAAUUACCCUUAGGGAAACCUGGAAGUCAUCUGCCCAGCAUUGAUGAAACCCGAGCUAUAGGCCCAGGCCCAGCCUCUCGUCGUGGCUCCCUGCCGGGCCUACACCCAUCCUUUUCGCGCCGCAACUCACUGGCGGGACCCUUAGUGGGUCUUGGAGGUCGACGACCAUCAUUGGGCCCAAUGCCCCCUCUAGGUUCACGAGUUAGUUUUUCUGGGCUGCCCUUGAUGCUUCCCCGUAGGAUGGCACCCUCAUACCGCUUAGAACCAGCGCCCGGGGAACACUGGGAAGUUACAAGUGCCCAGCGUGCCCUGGAGGCAGCACUGACUGCGCAACUGAGCGACGUGUGCUACUCCGGUUCUGAGGCAGGGAAACUGGUGCAAGCGCUGUGUGAACAGAUACACAUGCGAAUGAGGGAGCUCAACCUACCCCGCUACAAAUUGGUGUGCAACGUGGUGCUGGGGCCACGUGAGGGACAGGGUGUGCACGUGGUCAGCCGAGCACUCUGGGAUGCGGUGCAUGAUGGACUGGCCUCUGCCACCUUCACCAACACAUCUCUAUUUGCUGUGGCUACCGUCCACGCGGUCUACUGGGAAUGAUAAUGCCUUUGAGUUCUGAAAAAACGGUUUAUUAUCCCAGGAGGAGGCCCCCCUGGGGCUCACAUCCCAAUAAAUAAAUGUCUGUUAAU